Molecule: messenger RNA, 3272 nt
Organism: Pelobates cultripes (western spadefoot toad)
Lineage: Eukaryota; Metazoa; Chordata; Amphibia; Anura; Pelobatidae
Source: the annotation of a GenBank genome assembly
AUGACCUCUUUGUGUGAGAAAAUUAUCUCCAUUCUGCCAUCUUGGAGAAAGCUAAAUGGACCCAACCAGCUGCUCUCAUUCCAGCAGUUUGUUUAUGAUGUGCAGGAGCAGCUUAACCCAUUGGCGAGUGAAGACGAUGUACGGAAUAUUGCACAACAACUGCACAGCAUUGGAGAGGUAAGAAUGAAUUAAUUCACAUUAUCCCAUAUUGACCUGUUUUUGCCAGAACACUAUUUCCAGACCCUCCUCUAUGAAGUAAACAUGUGUAAAAAUAAUAUAUAUUAUACAUUGUCAAUACAUUGCUACUGCUAGAACCUUAUAGUCAUAGAAGUCUUGUUUAUUAGAUAUGUCACUCACAAAAACAAUUAUAGUAGUAACUAUAGCUAAAUAGCUCUCAAACCCAGUUACACCUCAAGGGAUCUCAUGUAUCUCCAAACUACUGGCAGGUAUGUUGAAAAUCUAUGUUGAGGCCCUAAGAUGUUAAUGAGUAUUACCCAGCUGGAGUAUGACUAUUCUCUAGAUACCAUGAGCAAGUAAAAUAAUCCUGAUGCAGCCUCUGAUUAGGAGCUGUUAAUACUUUCUCCAUGACUUCUGGAAACUGCAGUAAAAAUAUCAAUUCUUAUGCGUCUCUCAGGGAUAUACGUGUCCUUUGCACUGCAGUAGGUUAUGAAAUCAGUAAGAUCAGCAGUGUGAAUAGCUGGGUUAGUGAAUGCCAUCUCUUCUAGUAGUAAUAUCAUUUGGCAUAUUUGUAACAUGCUGCUAAAAAUUUAAGCCAUUAACCUGAAAUAAUGUGUGCUCUAAUUGCACAGUAUGUCUGCAUAUUACAUCUAAUGUAAUAUGUUCUCUUUUAUUUGUACAUUAAUUGCAUAGGUCAACGUAAUGCAGAGUGAGACCGUUCAAGAUGUGGUGCUUUUAGAUCCACGAUGGCUGUGUUGCAAUGUCCUUGGAAAACUUCUGUCUGUGGAGAACCCGAAAGCCCUACAUCAUUAUCGAGGUAGAUACACCAUGGAGGAUAUUCAACGUCUGGUCUCUGAUAGUGAUGUUGAGGAACUUGUGCAGAUUUUGGAUGCAAUGGACAUAUGUGCCAGAGAUCUUAGCAGCGGAUCAAUGGUAGACAUCCCUGCUCUCAUAAAAACAGACAGCCUUCACAGAUCAUGGACAGAUGAAGAAGAGGACAUUAUGAUUUAUGGAGGAGUUAGAAUUGUUCCUGUGGAACAUCUUACUCCUUUCCCUUCUGGAAUAUUUCACAAAGUCCAAGUCAAUCUGUGCCGAUGGACACAUCAACAGAGUGCUGAUGGUGAUGCAGACAUACGCCUUUGGGUAAAUGGGUGCAAAAUUGCAAACCGAGGGGCUGAAGUUUUGGUGUUGCUGGUCAACCAUGGUCAAGGUAUUGAAGUACAAGUGAGAGGCAUGGAAACCGAGAAAAUAAAAUGUUGCUUACUUCAAGAUUCUAUUUGCAGUAUCAUUGACAACUUAUUUUCCACAACAUUGCCUGGACUUUUAACUGUAAAACAUUACUUAAGCCCUCAACAAUUAAGGGAACACCAUGAACCAGUGAUGGUUUACCAACCUAGAGAUUUCUUACGAGCUCAGGGUCAAAAAGAAACAUAUUUGGCAAACACAAUGGCUGGAUACAAGGAAAGUUUUAGCAGCAUAUUGUGCUUUGGCUGUCUGGACAUUUACGCUCAAGGAAAUUUAGGAAUGGACCAUCACAUUUCAGAUCUGAAUGUUCUAACAAGACGAAAACUCAGCAGACUUUUAGAUCCUCCAGACCCCAUGGGCAAAGACUGGUGUCUUCUUGCGAUGAACCUGGGCUUGCUGGAUUUAGUUGCCAAAUACAACACGAAUAGCAAUACAACACAAAAAGAUUUUCUUCCAAGCCCAGUUUGUGCUGUUUUGCAAGAAUGGAGUAACUCUUCUGAAAGUACUGUUGCUGUUUUAAUGUCAAAACUGAGGGAACUUGGGCGCAGAGAUGCAGCAGAUUUCUUACUCAAGGCAUCCAACAUAUUUAAGGUGCAUCUGGAUGUCCAUGGACAAGAAGCGUAUGCAGGAAGCUGUAACAGCGGCACUUCCUAUAAUUCAAUCAGCUCAGUAGUGUCACGAUGACUAUGGAUUGGCAUGAAUUUACCUCUGUUAUACUGAAACCAGUGUAAAAGAAUUAUGCUCUGAUAAGUGUUACUAGAGUUUGAGUCUUUAAUCGUUAAUUUAUAAGCUUCCAUUUAGGAAUGCGACAUGCCCUUAAAAUCUUGUAAUAGAUCUUUGUACUUUUUAGUAAGAAAUAUUAGAUUUUAUCAUAGCUUUUUAAAGGAUCAUACUUUUCAACACAGUCCAGAUUUCUCUACAAAUGUGCUGCUAAUUACUGCCAUCUGGAUAAAUAUGUCCAUUUUGUUUUUAUUUUUUUAAACUGAUUAUUUUGUAAAUUUUCCUAAUCUUUUUGCACAGUUGUUAAUUUGUAUAAAUCAUGGUCGCCUAUUGAUUUUGCUUAAUGUUUUAUAUUCAAAGGAGGAGCAAGAAGAUAUAGAUGUGAAGUAGGUGCUAAGUUGUUGCAUUCAGAAACGCGGAACUGUAAACACCAAGAUUGCGAUCAGUCAGGAUAUGUACUGCGAUAAAUUUACAUCUCCCUCUACCUCUUCAGUCUGCAUGAUAACUGUAACAUGAGUAUUUCAUAUACUGCUGUGCUUUAUAUGUAAGGUACUCGUCCUGCUUUAUAAAGAUCACAGUAGUUAAAUACAUGUAAAUCAUAAAGAGAGGAUUUUCCAGUGCAGUCUCUAUAGUGACUGCAUUGCUCAGGUACAUGAUUAGUGUUACCAGGUAUGGGGCAUAUAUGUGAAAUAAUGUGUCAAAGUAUUAUUUUUAUUUUCAUGCUAGCUUCUUCAGCAUGGCUUUACUAAGCCUUGUUUUGCAGCGACUACAAAACACAGACUUAAAAUUCUGAGCAAUGUGAAGUUACGAUUCAAAUCUUAUAUCCGUUCAUCUCAGGAGCAGGUCUUUAUGGUCUGUGCAGUACACAUUGCAUCUCAAGAUUCACUGCAAGAUAACCUUUGUUAGCAGUUAUUUUUAGUUUAAAUGCAGCAGGCAUCUUUUUAUUAUUUUAUAUUAUGAAGGAUGUAAUAAUAGUACCUGAACUUUAAACAAACAUGUAAGAUCUCUUGCUGAGAUUUUAACUUACAACCAAUACUGAAUGAUAAAAUACACAACAUGCAUGUUAUAUAAAUGAAAUAUUCUAGAUGUAUAUACUGAAAUGAUCCUGUUUCUUAAGCUUUUAUUUGUAG